This is a messenger RNA of Phytomonas sp. Hart1, 417 nucleotides long. NCBI's taxonomy places the organism in Eukaryota, Euglenozoa, Kinetoplastea, Trypanosomatida, Trypanosomatidae. The record is from the annotation of a GenBank genome assembly.
AUGCCAAGUCAAGAAGGGAAUCCUCGUGUGGAUCCUCCAGAGAGCGAUCCACACAACAGCACCGACCCAUAUGUCCCUCCAGAGAGCGAUUCUGGCCUGCCUCCUUCUGUGCAAUCCAUGGAAACCACGAUCACACUCUCCACCAACUCGGAAGACUUGAGUAGCCUGCAGGUGCACCCCCCCUCUUCACACGCCUCUUCCGUCAAUAGGGAACUCUACCUGCUUGCUUUCAUAACCCCGCGAAUUCCCACAGAGUCCCCCAUAAACCUUCCCAGUAAUCCCGAGCGAUGCCUGCCGCACACGGAGCCUCAAGAAAAUGCUUCUCAAGACAUUAAGGUGAAGAACAUUGCAGUUCUUGACACAAUAAUGGAAUUGUUACGUACCCAUAUGCCAACCCAUGAUUACCAUGCCGACUAA